CUCGGACGAUCUUCCUGGGCGAUGCAACCGCACGUGCCGGCCAUCCUCUCGGCACGUGCUGUCCCCCUCCUCUGCUCCCUCUCCCUCUCAGCCAUUAAUGGCCUUCGGAGCCUUCGCUCUUUGUCUCUCCCGGAGCGUCGCGUCGCGAAUGCUUUUCUUGCAACGCAUGUUUGUUGCAAGAGAUGGGGUGUACUACUUCCCGGUAUGCAACUGGAAAGAAGAAACCUGUGCCUAUACGUGAAAUUGUGGUUUUUGUGCCAUCAACAAGAGUUCCUAAAGAAAUUGAUCUCAGAAGGCCACUAAGAGGGUCCUUGUCAGAAGGCCUCCUCGAAAGAUUAGCAGCACUUCGAGCCAAGGUUGUUGCCCUGUCAGAGAAAUGGUCCCUCAAUUGUUCAACGCCUACCGGGAAUAUUGCAACCGAAGAUGAUGUGUCUUCUAUUACGGGCCUUCAGGAUGCUCUCGAAGAAUACUUGCCUGUACUUACGGGCUUAACUAAAAAAGAUUACCAUCUUCAAGACGUGGUGGAGUUUGAUUGGGGAAAUCCAGAAGAGGGUGGAAUGGGACUACCUAUAGCAAAUUCGUGGUACGAGUUGUUGUCAGUUCUACAUAUCAUGGCGAUGGUAUCAUUGUCAGCUGCAAACCGGAUGCUUAUUCCAAAAGAUCAAGGUGAUGCGUAUGGAAGGAAGGUAUCAGAAGAUUGCAUGAAGACUGCUAUUGAGUUACUGCUGAAAGCAGCUGGAUAUUUAGAAUAUGGUGUUCAUCAUGCAUUGGUUAAUCUGACACCUGAUGCCAAAAGAAUGCUUCCCAAGGACUUGGAAGAGACCAUGUUGGAGGCCAUCUCCCACCAAGCACUAGGCCAGGCAAUUGAGAUUCAGCUUAGUUUGGCUGUUGAAAGUGAAAAGGCAACACUGUCAGUAAUGAGGAGGCUUGCAUGUGAACAACUGACAUACUUCGCUCAGGCUUAUUUAUGCUUGUCAAGUUAUGGUGAUUGUGAACAGCGCUUAAAAAAGCACCUUUUGUUUGUCAAAUGGAAAUAUCUUGAAGCGAAGGCUGCAGCAUAUUACUACCACGGUCUGCUACUUGACAAAGGUACUGCUGACAUCGAUCACGUGAAUGCACUCAGUUGCCUUCUAGCUGCAGAUGAACUACUUGCUGAUUGCAAGAGAAUAUGCUUAACUUUCUGUCUUGCCAAGCCUGUCACGAGGGUUCCUCCUGCAUGGGGUGCAAUGAAACAUUUGCAGCUGAAAAUUCCGGAAACUCUCUUCAAAAAGUCCCAGAUGUAUGGCUACCUCCUUGAUUUUGACGGGAGUAGUCGAGAGCUGCCUGAUCUACCUGAGUUUGAGCUCUCACUGAAGCCGGAUGAGUAUGAACUUCCCACAACAGAUCCCGUUUGGGAAAAUGAGAAAUGCGAACUUCGGGUCCAUACACUGAAACAGCACCUCAAGGAUUCGGAGGACGAGAUGGAGAUGGAAUUUCCCCGGGAGGAUGUGUAAAUCACAGGAAUCCUUUCAGUACAGUGUUGUUGAUUGAUAGGCCGAUUAUGGGUGAGUGUUGUGCUUACCUGUAACUUGUUAAUUGUUGCUUAUGACUGCACUGUUCCUGUAGAAUUCAGUUUUCAAAUGAACUUAUGGCUGUUCUCGUCGUGCGAAAAUUAAUGAA
Nymphaea colorata (pocket water lily) is the source of this 1659-nucleotide messenger RNA. RefSeq lists its product as uncharacterized. Lineage: Eukaryota; Viridiplantae; Streptophyta; Magnoliopsida; Nymphaeales; Nymphaeaceae. The record is from RefSeq and is a predicted model, not a curated record. The transcript is spliced from 12 exons. The coding region runs from base 183 to 1493 and encodes 436 amino acids.